GUGACAGGGGAGGGGACUGUUAAGGUAGGCAGCAUACAGUGUUACCAAUAUUGGUGACAACUUCGUCUCCCUGCAGCGAUGUUGUUCAACGCGCUCACUGAUUUACGUGAAAACAGGACAUCGGUAAAUUAGAAUUCGAUUUUUCAAACUCGCCGUGGGAAUAACAUCGCGGAAAAAAUAUGAAGAACGGGCAAUAUUGAACUGGUGGUUUAAUACGUAUGAAUUCUGAAUCUGUACCGUACACGCGUUUAUGUGAUUUCGUGGCGCAUAGGUGACACACAUUGUUUCGAUACAAAUUUUGACUCUAAUUAAUUCGGAUAAACAAUCUGCUAUAUCAGUGUACCGUUUACGAACAACGGACCUUAGCGAUAAGUGGGUCUAUCGGUAUCGAUCUGAACUCGAGCUUUUUGUGGAUUGUUUUGGCCAAGUGAUUAAUGUCGUGGACCUUUUGUCUAAAAUAUUUACUCAGUGUCAAUAGUGUUAUAGGUGAGGGCCUACUCUCUUCAAAUAGCACCCUGACUACGGUGAGAUACGGGGAGCCUCCGGUUCCAAACGUUGUUUACACAGGCGCUUAUUUCCGUCCACUAUCGUACGGACUCGCGGAUUUAUUUUGACCGCUGGUCAGUUGGAUUAAGGAAUAUCGAGGAAAAUUAAUUAAGGUUCGGUCUAAUGUAGGUAUCGGGAGCCAUGAACAGCUAAAUACAAUGGCAGGACUCCGUCUUGAGCCGCGCCAGUUGGCGGUGUGUCACAGCGAGAUUGGCGCUGGCCACGAUGUGACGCACCUUCUCUCGCACAUCAACCAGAACUUCAAGCAGUCGAAAGCGGACCAAAUCCUAAGGUUGUUGAGGGACCAAGACAAGGCCCACGACAAACUAGACGACGAUCUUAAACUUUUAGAGGAAUACGAUCAGAUACGCGAAGAGGACGCGGCGCGCGAUAGUGACACGCUUACGGAUUCUAGUUCAGUGAGUGAUAUAGAUAUUAACGAGGAAGCGGAAGAAGGGGACGCCGAUAAUAAUGGCGAGGCGCAUAUGAAUAUGAAUACUAACGCAGAUAAUCCUGCGGUUGAGCGUCCUAGAACGCGGGCCAGCCGGUCUCGAACCUCCAUUGGAUUUCAUAAUGACGGUAUACCCGUGGUUAAGGAUAAUGCUUUUACAACACAGAUAGACACGCGUGAUAUAAGUUUACGACCAAAGUCUAGUUAUGUUCGUAGAAACCAAUACAGGCGGCCGACCGAAGGUGACGUUAGUGUCGGUAAUCCGGACGCUGAAGACGCGGAAACGCCGUCAAUUAGGAGGAUUUCCAAAUCCGCCAGGCCGAAAAGUCGCCUUGGACGGGCGUCGAUUCCGCUGUCGGAGCGAAAAAUUGUCAUGGUAGAAGCAAAAACUGUGCCACAGGAUCGAGCGGUGGCUGAUAAAGAAAAAGACGAUUAUGUAAAAAGUGUUAACAAUAUGUAUGACAGAUUUUCUAGUACGCGACAGGCAAAGCGGGACAGUAAACGAGCCAAAGCUUUCUGUGAUUCAGUGAUUGUUGCGCAACGUGAGUUGACGAACGAAAAUAUGAGUGUGGACUCCGGUGGUAAUUCUAUGGAUGUUCUUGAAGAAAUGACAGAGGUACAUCCAUUGGUGCCUGCUUCGGUUAGUCACCAAAGACCUGUGGCGAGUAAUGACGAGUCUGUUGUACACAUAAACAGUCAAAGAGACCCGCCUGAAAGUGUGGUUCACCGCCUUUCUCCUGCCCCAGCGCCCCAUAUCUCCCCGACGACGACACAGCAUCCAUCGGCUCAACACCAGCCGCAAUACCAUCGCCAAAUGGAUUACCAGCAAUAUCAGCAGCAACCCCUUAGUCAGCACCAACAACAGUUUAAGCGUGCUGCAGUAGGAAACAGACCUGAGCGCCAAGAGUCUUUCGUCGGUUAUCCCCAAUCGCACGUUGCGGAUCCUCAUUUUGUGCGUUCGGACACUGUCGUCAGUACGGCAACUCUGCGCUCCGAGAGGCCAGAGAAGUCGCAAGUGCAUCUGAAACAUUCAAGUUCAAACGCCGGUAGUCAUGGUCGACCCCGAAAUCCGGAACCAGUUUCGUCGCGCCCCAUUGAGCGACCGGAUAUAAGGCCAAGUACCCGCUCACGUCGCUUGCAGCGGCGCUUCAUGCCGCAGUCUCAACCGCACACGUCCAACGUUCGUCCGACGUCAGAAUCAGUGAUACUCGCCCGACAAAAGACGGAGAAAAACCUCAUAAAACAGAAAUCGGAUAACAGGCCCCAAUCGGAGAAAAUUCCGAUGAAUUCAAACAAAAUGUUGUCAGUGGCGGAAAAUCCUACGCAGGGGCCCCAAACGUACAUUACAUCCAAAGCCGGAGUAACGCAAGCGUCGCACGUCCAGGCUGGUUUCCGGGGUUAUGACCCAGGAAGUAGAAUGAAGUCAUCGAUGCAGACACGAAACAUUCCCGGAGAUCUGACCCUACCUCGCCAAGGACACGGUGUUGCCUCCAGGAAAGGACCGGUAACGCUUAUGAAGUUACCUCCCCUGGAGGCAUCGCUAGCGGCGAAAAAGAAGGAAAGGGGACUAACUCUGGCUCAGAGAGAGACAUGUGUAUGAUGAAUUCUGAUUGUUUAUGUUAAGUAUUCGUCAAUGUUAUAUUUGAUAUACAAUGUCACGUGAUGGGCGCAUUUUCUUGAACUUGUGAUGGACUAAAAAUACGCAAUUGGUUUGUAUUCCGGAAACAAAUCGUUUACAUAUAUAUUACGUACGGACGUUUCAUAUAUUUAAGAGAUGUAACCAAGAACAUUAUACAAGUCUGAAAUUAUUCUUUCCUCAGUAAUUAAGGACGGCGAAUUUCAUACCCCUGCUUCUAUGAUGGAAAUGAAGGAAAAUAGUUUAAGUAAAAUGUUUAGCAUUGGAUCAGACUGUUAACAAAUCGCCAUGAUUUGUGAAGUAAAAUGUUAGCAAUACUCUUUUAUAACAUGCAUAAAGAUGUUCUGAUAUACUGAAAACAUCGUGGGAAUUCCUUCAUCUCGACUGCAUGAUUUGUUAAUCAAGUGACCAUCUGAAUUCAGAAGUCAGUUUUUGGCAGAGGGUUGUCAGUAUUAACAUUUGCACUAGACUUAUACAAUGAAUUUCAUUUAAAAGUUAAUGUCGACUGACUUUAAAGUUAAACCAAAUGGGAAAAUUUUUAUUAUAGUUUUUGAUUUAAUAGCACCUGCUAUUGUCAUGUGAGCCACGUCAUGCGUAAAUGAGGUUUAUGUCAUAUGCGGCAAGCGCACCUCUGGACUAGCGUGUGCAGUCGAGCAGUCGCGUCAAGAAAAUCGCUGUCCGCUAUAAAAUCAAGCACGGUUUUGUGAUUCAUUAGAGGCCAGGAUAGCUUAUAACUAAACUGCGCGGAUACGCAGGCUGGUUUGGAGCUACUCUGGCCGUAUACGGCAUAAGACCCAUUUUCGCACGAUGAGGGUCAUAUGAAGUAUAAUACAUUCGAUUCACUUUUCAAAUGUUCGCUGAUGCUACUGUUCAUACGUAUCAGCACGUUCAGUGCUAUCUAAUGAAGAAUUAGAUAUGUCAAUAAUUGCAUUUUAAUUUGAUUUGUUGUGUAAUGUUUUUGUUCAGUUAAGUUUUAGUGUACCAUUACAAUAUUUAAGACUGCAAUUCGAAUAAAAUCGUGUACUAUUUUCAUAUAUUUUAAAUACCAAACUUUCAAAAGUUGGAACUCUAAAUGCGUUGUUUUCGAAGUCAGAUACGGAAUGCGAACAGGUAAUUAAGUGAUUACGUGUAAAAUGGACCAUAAAAUAAGGUGGAUUAAAGUAAAUACUUUAAAUAUAUCUGAUCAAUAGCUGAGUUUAUUGAAUGAUUGAAUCACAUAAGGGAUUUAAAUUAUGUUAAAUCGGCUCGUUUAUCCGCGCUGAAGUGGGUUAUUUCCAUCAGUUAGUGUGAAGAACGUUAUUUUAACAAAGUACACAACGCCCAAAUAAGUUAUUUUAUUAUACAUGUGCGAUAAUUUAAGUGAUUAUGCUCUAAGAUUAUUUCUGAAAACAGAUGUAUUUUUUACAAAUUAAACUUCAAAACAGACACAGGAGCAUGAACAAACAUAAGAAAAUGCAAAAUUAUGGAAUAAUGGUGUGUAUUAAAAGUAGCGUAGCAGGCGUUUGACACCAACGGUUGUUUUCAAAGUUCAAAUUGCUUAUGUACUUUAUCUUUUUUUCAACUGUCCAUAAUAUUCAAAUACAAUAUAUAUUUUUUGUGGUUGUUAAUAAAGUUAAGUAUUGUUUUACAUGUAUAUUUUUUGCCUAAAAAAGAGAAUAUUGCCAUGUCAAAGAAAAAUACCUAAUAAAUAUUUUCGUAUUUUUACCGAAUAUGUACCAAUCAAGUGUAAAGAACUGGAUAAAUCAUACAAAAUAUUUGGUUGUCAAAUACCCCAAUUACUUUGUCACAAACGUUUUACUUUACUUACGCUAAUAGUGGAGACGUGCUCUCACCUGCUUUUAUCCACAUGAAUGUAUGCUGAAAUGUCGACUUCAAAGGUUAUUCUGAUCUAGUGUAUUAAUUGGACGAACAAAAACGUUUUAAAUUAUUAUUGUAUUAAUCUCGCAGUUCUGAUUGUUUUUUAUAAAGUAUGUAAAACAUAAGAAGCAAUUUUGUGAAUUAAAAUAACACUAUUGUGAAAAAUCUGUAUUCAGCUGGACAGCGAUUUGAAGGCGAAAACAAAAAAAGAGCAGAAGGUGCUUUUCAAUUGAAAACUAUUGUGUGUUUUUUGUCAAUAUGAUACUAGUAAUGAACUUGAUCAGUUUACUGAAAAAUGACAUUAUUCCUGUAUAAAAAUGAAAUUGACAGAAAUGUGAAUAAAAUAUCAUAGGCCAUAUAGGGAGCAGCAUUUUGUUAAUUGGUCGUUGAUUUUGAUAACUGACGCAUUUUUAUAUACCUUUUGUUCAUACCUUACAAUGCUAAGCAUAGGUACCGUCGUCCUAAAAGCAUUUGAUAUUCUUGUGUGGAAAAACAUUUAAACGAUAAUUUAUAGUUUAGAUGCUAAAUGUAUCGUUCUGGGAAAAAUGGGCUUAAUGCAUGUGCGUGAAGUGUCAACCCAGAUUAGCCUGUGCAGUCCGCACAGGCUAAUCAGGGACGACACGUUUUGCUUUUAUGGUAUUGUUCGUUUAAAGGAAGUCCAUUCUUACCGAAAAUCUUGUUCAGGCGAAAUGUGUCGCCCCUGCUAAGCCUGUGCGGACUGCACAGGCUACUCUGGGACGACACUAUACACACAUGCAUUAUGCCCAGUUUUCUCAGAACGCGACUCAUUUUAUAUUACGAACAUAUCAGUUGUUUGCAUAUGUAAUGUCCUUAGAAAAUGUUCUAAUGUUUUCGCCCGGGAUUGAAAUACCUCAGAAUCAAUUAUUUCUCUCUUAAAUAUACCUGUUAAGUUCGUCCAUUGUAGUACAUGUAUAUUGUUAAUAGUUUAUGAAAAAAUAAAUAUUUUAGAUAUCA
Messenger RNA from Dreissena polymorpha, 5465 nucleotides. RefSeq lists its product as uncharacterized. The record is from RefSeq and is a predicted model, not a curated record. NCBI's taxonomy places the organism in Eukaryota, Metazoa, Mollusca, Bivalvia, Myida, Dreissenidae. The transcript has 2 exons. Bases 705 to 2597 code for a protein of 630 amino acids.